Messenger RNA from Cydia amplana, 1180 nucleotides. RefSeq lists its product as uncharacterized. Bases 29 to 1180 code for a protein of 383 amino acids. Gene Ontology annotation, biological process: proteolysis. The transcript is spliced from 8 exons. Gene Ontology annotation, molecular function: serine-type endopeptidase activity. The record is from RefSeq and is a predicted model, not a curated record. NCBI's taxonomy places the organism in Eukaryota, Metazoa, Arthropoda, Insecta, Lepidoptera, Tortricidae.
GUUGCGGCCAACGAAAUCUCACACCGACAUGAAGGACUACAAUUGGCUAUGCGGUGGCGUUAUCAUUGAUGAAUAUUAUGUACUCACUUCUGCAGCGUGCAUUGAAGACGUCAAAUACUUUUACGUGAUCUCCGGCACCCACAAGUGGCUACCACAGUCACAGACAAAUAAGUGUAUCGAAAACGGCGCCUUACGAGCCGUUUGGAAAUGUGUUCAUAGAACAUAUCGUUUCGAUGGAAACGUGUUUAACAACAUACGUUGGAUGGUGAACGACAUAGCAGUUGUCAUGACCGAGGGCCCAUUUUCCUUCAACAGACGAAUAAAAGGCUGCGAUUUCAUUCCACAGAAGAUUAAAUACAAUAACAUAUCUAAAGACUAUGAGGAAGCCGGAACCGAGGCAUUUGUCGCUGGAUGGGGUUCUAGUGAUAAAUUUACUGACGCUGCAGACAUAAUAGCCCGAACCAGCGUUAACUCUCCCCUGCUGAUGGAAGCGGAUACCAUCUUAAUCACAAAAGAAAGCUGCAAACAGCGCUGGAUGCCGCGCUACCACUCAAUCAUCGACAGCUACAUGAUCUGCGGAAAAGUGGCCCGCGAGAGCACUAUGAGCGAAACUUGUGUUAAUAAUCGAUUGGAGUGCAGACAGCUGGUGUUCUCAGAGGAGGAAGGACCUCGACUAAGGAGGUUCGAGGGGAAUCCCGACAAGCUCCUUCUACACUCCGCAGCGGAAGUCAAGAAGAGGGAGAAAACUAAAAAAAGGACGAGACGAGUUGCCCCUUGGACAUAUGGAGGGUUUUGCGAGAAUGACCACGGUGGCCCGUUAAUCGUCGGGCACGGAUCAUCUGCCAUAGUAAUUGGCAUUAUUUCUUCAUUCAGGGUUAAUAAUGGCACAAAACACUGCUACGGACCGUUCCUUUAUACCAGUGUUUACAAUAACAGACACCUCAUUCAUUGUGCCAUCCACAAAACAGAAGGAGACGACUGUUCGAAUGUGUUACGAGAUCGAUCUAGCCUGUUAGAAGAGGAAACGUUUGAUUGGGGAAAUGUUACACUCAGGGCUAGAACGUUAUACGAAGAUGAAGACCCACCAGUACUUCGCAGUAGCAACGAUACCAAUGUCCCGUCAGCCGAGGGCAUGAAACUCGGAAAUACAGAAACUUCGCAGAGUGACAAAAUAACAUAA